AUGAUUUCAUAUUUGACUUGGUUAUGUAGUGGGAUAGAUAAUCAAGCAUAUUACGAUUCUGUGAAUCCUCGUCUUGGUAUCUUAGGAGAACAAAUCUCUUCACUUCUUUCGACUUUUAGUGGAAUAAAAUUAUUGUCUCAAGUAUCUAACCAAGAGAGGUCCAAUUUAGGGCAUCACGGUGGUUCUGAGGAUCAAGUAUUGGCUAUCAGCGGAUAUGACGAUUCGGAUGAUCAUAUCAACAACAUAUUUGACCGCUCUCUACUUCACCAGGAACGUGGUGGCACUUCCGAUUCCUCAGUUGGAGAGACACUCAAAAAUAUGGCAGAGCUUCAAAUGAACCUUGAUAAAGACCAAAAGCUCGAAUAUACUGCGGGCAAUUUGAACUAUGACCUAUCAAUGCAAGGAGACAUGUCUGAUGACACGAUCACAGAAGCCACUAACUUGAAGCUCUUGCGGAGGGAAGAAAGUACUGCGUCUGAUAUAUGGGUCAAAUGGCAUAACUUUCAUAGAAAAAAGUUUGCUGCACCUGAUUUAAGUUGGGAUCCAGAAUUGGCAAAUAGAGCUCAAAAGUUUACAAAUCGAUGUAACUUUGAACAUUCGAAACCAGAAAGAAAUGGACCACAUUAUGGAGAGAACUUGUUUGCUGGUGCUUCUGACAUUCGAGGGAUCGUGGACGCAUGGGUGAAUGGGCCAAAUGAAGCAGGAUCAUACAAUCCAGGUGCACCGAGUUAUUCACAUUUCACACAGGUUGUAUGGCGUGAAACAACUCAAGUUGGAUGUGCUAUCAGUGCAUGUGAUGAUGUAGGACACUUUUCAGGUUCAAAAGUAUACCAGAAGAUGGGAAAGAAAGCUUCAAUAGUGGCAUGUGUUUAUUUUCCGUAA
Melampsora larici-populina 98AG31 is the source of this 882-nucleotide messenger RNA. RefSeq lists its product as uncharacterized. The record is from RefSeq and is a predicted model, not a curated record. The transcript is spliced from 6 exons. Bases 1 to 882 code for a protein of 293 amino acids. Lineage: Eukaryota; Fungi; Basidiomycota; Pucciniomycetes; Pucciniales; Melampsoraceae.